GUCCCCUUGCUGACGCUUGACGUCAUGCCGUCAUCGGACGGAGGCGUAGGAAACAAACAUGGCUGCCCCCUAAGAGUCGAGACGUUUCUCUCAGUUUUAAACGUUUUAUAUUUACUUCUGAACGAUAAUAUAUACCAUGGAUAAGGUAGAGGAAACGGUGCCAUCUGCUGAGGAAAAAGAGGAGGAGGAGGAGGAGGAAGAAGAGAUCGAGGAAGAGGAGAAAGAAGGAAAAGAUGGUGCUGGAGGUGAUAAGGAAGAAGAAGAUGGGGAUGAUGAAGAACAGGAAGGCAGAGAUGAAACGGAAAAGAAAGAAGAAGCCGUGCCACAGGCCUCGGAUACAGUUGAGAAAACCAUUCCAUUGCCUGCUCAACCCCCCAAAAAAGAGAAAAAGCAGAAUGAGGGCCUGAACCUCAACAAUGAGGUGGUGAGGAUGAGGAAGGAGGUGAAGAGAGUGAGGGCUUUGGUCAUCCGGAAGCUGACACGACAGAUGAGUACCCUGAAGAAGAAGAAAGGGACGGAUGUGGAAAUUGAGAGGAAUCAGAGGAGAGCCGCCAGACUGCUGGACGAGAUCCACGCCAUGAAGGUCCUCUCACCAGACCUGGUGACCAAGACAGCCUUGCAAAAGAAUCUCAACUUUGAACAGGUGUGUAAAAACCCCAAGUCGACUAUUUCCGACCGGGCCACAGCGCGGAUCGCCACCCACCCUCAGUUCAGCAAGAAGAUUGAGAACAUCAAAGCUGCCGUGCAGGCCUUCAAAGCAGAGCGGAUGAACGGGGGGAAGCAGCGGGGGAAGGACAACGUGCAAAAUAAAGCUGGGAAGGGGACUCCGCAGUCAGCAGAGAAAAAGGUAGAGGGAAAGAGUGAGAAAGAGGAGGACAUUUCAGGUAAAGAAAAGGAAAUCGUAGACCACGAGGAAGGAGAUGGUACUCUUAAAGACACUAAAGAUGCAACCGUUGCUGAACCUGAAAAGGAAACGGUAAAAGCAACUCCUCCAGCUGAGGACGCCGACGGUCCAAGGAAAGCAGUGCCGGAGUCCACGAAUGUAAGACCAGCCUUGUUGAAAAGUAGCGAAGGAAAGGACAGCGUCAAAACUAAACCUCAAAGUAGAGGUGCAGAAAGGAAACCUGAUCUUACGUCGGCACCCGAGGUGCUUGAGAAAAAGAAGGCUGAGGAAGAGAGUGAUGUAGAGUCCUCAGAAGAUGAAGAGAAAGAGUACUUUGAUGACAGCACAGAGGAACGUUUCAACAAGCAGUCCUCCCAGUCCGAGGAGAGCGACGACGACGGCGGCUUCUUUGUUGGGAAAGUGAGCAAAUACAAGAAGAAGAAGAAGCAGAAAAGUGUAGAGGAGGAGAAGGCCGACAAGGGGCGAGAAGUGAAAAGAUCAGACCAGGUCCGGAGUGAACUGGAUGAGCUGGAGUCCCGGCUGAAGUCCAAAGCGACCUCGCUUCAGUCCGUUUUCUGUUCGUCCCUCUCGAAACCUGGCGGGGGCAGAGGCGCAGGCAGAGGGAGAGGUGGAGAUAGAUUUAGGGGCCGAGGGACACCAAGGGGUGGGAGUGGUCAAAACAGAGAUUUGAGUAAACAAUCCAAGUUCCAAAAGCAAGAGAAAGGAGCAGAAAGGAAUUCAGAGUCAAAGUACAGCAAGGAGAAGGGCUUUCCCUCUGUCGGCAGAGGGAGGGGGCGAGGCAGAGGUGACGGUGCAAGGCAAAGUGAUCGCAGGGGUGGGGGUGUCUUUUCCCAGCAGGCACCACAGCAGGCACUGCAUCCGUCCUGGGAGGCCAGUAAGAAAAGGAAGGAGCAGCAAGGACAAAUCCUGGCUUUCCAGGGAAAGAAGAUCAAGUUUGACGAUGAUGACUGAAAGAGUUUUUUUUUUUUUUUUUUUUGUGUGUGUGUUUAAUUAAUGCUGAAUACACACCUUGGGUCGAGUGUCUUACACGCCAUAUUAUUUGGGUUAUCUGGCCCACUAGGGAUGUGUAAAGGUUGUCACUUAUUCUGUGUAGUUCAGCGAUGAUGUGUUCCUGUGUAAACUGCUUUUUCACCAUUAUGGCUGGUAAAAGACCACAAACCUGGAGGUUUUUGUACAAAACAUCAAGAGAAAUGUGUUGUUGAACUAUUUUUUUUAUUCCUGAACAUGAUUUAAUUCUAAAUUGGGACACAGUUUUCAUAAAAUAGGUUUACCAGUUAACAACAGUUUGAGGAAAAACUCAUUUGUAAAAAUGACAGUCCUGCGAGAAACGUGUAGGUGGGGAUUUUGGAAGUAAUAUUGUUAGUUUUUGUUUAUUUUUUUAUAUUUAUAAACCUGUACGCAAUUUCACUGCUUUGUCCAAAAUGGUAAUUGGGGCCCCGUGUUUAUAUAGUACACCAUGUCUGAAAUUGAUGUGUGAUGAUACACAUGAUUAUCUUUAGCAGCAAGAUCUUUAACCGAAUAACUUCUUCCUGUUUUUGGUACUUGUCCCUCACCAAUGUAUGUGUUUUAACAGCAUGCAGUUUAUAUACUAUUAUAGUUUAAUGUACUUAGCUGUCUUAUUUUUUUCCCAAGAAAACUUCAUUUCAUGUUCAAUGUAAUUUUAAAUGUCAUUUCUGUCAUAAAAAAAGAAAUGCAACACAUAAAGGCUAAGUAA
Molecule: messenger RNA, 2618 nt
Organism: Sander lucioperca (pikeperch)
Lineage: Eukaryota; Metazoa; Chordata; Actinopteri; Perciformes; Percidae
Gene: srfbp1
Product: serum response factor binding protein 1
Exons: 3
Coding region: 137-1855 (572 amino acids)
Biological process (GO): maturation of SSU-rRNA
Cellular component (GO): 90S preribosome; nucleus
Source: RefSeq, a predicted model, not a curated record